GAGAAGGAGAAGCUGACAAGAACAGGGUUCCAGGCUUUGGCGGGAUGUCUCUUUUCUUCUAAUACUAUAUUAAUCUUCUCUAAUGUUAAAAGUCAUUCCUAUUUCUAGUCUUCAUUACCCUGAAAGCUGAAGUUUCACCUUCAAUCUCACCUUAUUUAUUUAAUUCCCAUAUUCAAAUAAAUCUCUUAAUUAUUCCAUAAUCUCUUCUCUAAUUUAAGCAACAAGCGUCACUCUCUCUCAGAAAAAGCUAUCAUAAACACUAAACGGGCACUCCCUCUCUCUGAAGCUUGACAAGGAGAGAAGACACAGUCUCUGCUUUCGCUUCCACCUUAAGCACCUGCAGAUCCGCCAGUUGGGUUUGGAUCGGGCCGUUUUCUUUGGCGUGCAUUUCGAUAUCGUUUCUGGGUCUGGCGUUUUAGGGAGGUUUCUGCCUCAUUGAAGCAGCUGAAUAGCUGAUGAUAGAUUGAUUUUUCAGUAAUGUCAAGGAUCACGAAAUGGAAGCUGGAGAAAACAAAAUUAAAAGUGGUCUUCCGGCUACAAUUUCAUGCUACACAUAUUCCACAAUCAGGAUGGGAUAAGAUUUUUAUAUCUUUCAUUCCUACUGAUUCUGGAAAAGCAACGGCAAAGACAACCAAAGCCAAUGUGAGAAAUGGGACCUGUAAAUGGGCAGAUCCCAUCUAUGAGACAACCAGACUUCUCCAAGAUAUCAAAACCAAGCAAUAUGAUGAAAAACUCUAUAAGCUUGUUAUGGCAAUGGGUUCAUCACGAUCUAGUAUACUUGGUGAGGCUAUCAUCAACCUUGCUGAUUAUGCUGAUGCAUUAAAUCCUUCUGUCAUUGCUCUGCCUCUUCAUGGAUGUGACUCUGGCACUAUUUUACAUGUCACUGUGCAGCUGCUUACUUCUAAAACUGGUUUUAGAGAGUUUGAGCAGCAGAGAGAAAUUAGAGAAAGGGGAUUACAGACUGACCAAAAUAGUCCUGAUGAAUCUUCUGGCCCAAAAGUAUCAUCUUCAGAAGUCAGUGAACAGAUAGAUAAGGUAAAUAAAAGAGUUAGAUUCAAAGAAAAAUCUAAAGAUCUUGCUUCAGUUGAGGAAGAGGUGGGGCCAAAUGAAGAAUGUGCAGAUUCAGCUGUAGGAUUUGAUGGCUCUUCCAAUACUGCAGAAAGUUUAUACGCUGAGAAGCAUGAAACCUCCAGCACACAUGAAAUUGACAGCCUUAGGAGUAUUGUCUCUGGUGAUUUAGCUGGAUUUUCCCUGGGUCAAAGUCCUCAGCUGGAGAAGGGGGAUCCUUCUGAUCAUCGGUUUUCUGUGCAGGGAACCAAUGACUGGGUUCAUGGCUGGAGUUCAGACUAUUCUGUCGACGGUGACUUGGCAGCAGCUUAUGAAGAGAAUAGUAGGCUUAGAGGAAGCUUGGAAGUAGCUCAGUCAUCUAUUCAUGAGCUUAAAUUGGAGGUAAGCUCAUUACAGAGUCAUGCUGAUGACAUAGGUCAUGAAGCACAGAAAUUUGCUAAGCAACUUGCUGCUGAGAUUGUUUCUGGAGAGGAGCUGGUAAAAGAGGUAUCUGUGCUGAAAUCAGAGUGUUCAAAGUUGAAAGGUGAUCUUGAACAGCUAAAGAUUUCUAAAUUAUGCCCUCCAUUUAGCAGCAGGGGAGCUUCUGAGCCAGAACAGGAUCACAUAUUUCAAGAUUUACAGCUCAGAUGGCUAAAGGGGCUUUUGGACAUGGAGGAUAAAAUAAGAGAGCUUCAAAAUAAGACAUGCUUUGGCUAUGACAAAAAGGACUUCAUAUUCGUUCAUUCAGGCAUGGAGACAUUGCUUGGUAUCUUGAAUAAUCUCAAACAAGCAAGUGGACUAGCAGUUUCCAGUCUCAACUUGAAACCCUCAGAAGAAGUGAGCAUGGAGGAGAUUAAAGAAAUGAGUUCACAUAAAAAUGGCCAGUUUGCAACAGGUACAGGGUUUGAUGUGGACUUAUAUCAACCGGAGCUCGGUAUGCUUCAUUGUCUUAACAUACCUGGCCUGAUUUCUCAUGAAGCUGAUGCUGUAGAUACAAUCAAUGCAAUGAAAAGCAAGAUUUUUGAGCUUUUGAGAGAGUUGGAUGAGUCAAAAGCAGAAUGGGAGAGCCUUGCCAAGAAAAUGGACCAGAUGGAGUGCUACUAUGAAGCCCUUGUCCGGGAACUCGAGGAAAAUCAGAGUCAGAUGCUGCAUGAGUUGCAAAGUCUCAGAAAUGAGCACUCAACUUGCUUGUAUACAGUUUCGUCCGCUAAGGCUGAGAUGGAGUCUACUUGCCAAGACCUGAAUAAUCAGAUAUUAAGACUUGCUGAAGACAAACAUGAUAUAGAUUCCCUCAACAAAGAGCUUGAAAGAAGGGCUGUGACUGCAGAAGCAGCACUCAAACGGGCACGUUUGAACUACUCUAUCGCUGUGGACCAGUUACAGAAGGACCUUGAACUGCUUUCUUUCCAGGUUUUGUCUAUGUAUGAGACUAAUGAGAAUCUCAUAAGGCAAGCCUUUGUAUAUUCUUCACAAGAAAGUGUUCAAGGAUUUGAUUCGGGGGAAUAUGGAGCAAAACUCUUGCAAUUUCAAAAUCAAUCUGAUGGCUUAAGGAAACAGCAGUUGGGUGGAGAUUCUCUUCUAGAUGACUUGAAGAGAUCACUCCACUUACGGGAAGGUCUUUACCAGAAGGUUGAAGAAGAAGUUUGUGAAAUGCAUUUUGUGAAUAUCUACUUGGAUGUGCUUUCAAGGGCUCUCCAGGAAACUUUGCUCUGUUCAAAUGAAGAUGUAAAGCUUAUGAAUGAGGAAGUAAAUGAGCUUAAGCAGCAGCUAGUGCUUUCAGCUGAGUCAAAGGCAUUACUGAUGCAAAAGUUGCAGACUGCAAUGGAUGAUGUUCACUUUCUCAAUGAGUACAAGGCUAAUUGCAUUGCUAAGUGUGAUGAUAUAACUCAACAAAAACAAUGUUUGGAGGUGAGUUUACAAAAUGUGACCCAUGACAAUCAUCAUCUUGUGCAGAAGAUUACUCAAUUGGAAGCUCAGGUGAUUCAAUACAGAGGCUUUGAGAGCAAGUAUGAGGCGUGUUCUUCAGAGAAUGCAGAUUUGGCAUGCUUGUUGGAAAAGAAAACCCUAGAAAAUGGGAUUCUUCAACGUGAGAACUUCUCUUUGCAGGAUGAGUUGAAAACUAUCAAAACUGAGUUUGAUGAGCUGGCUUCUCAGAAGCAAAACCUGCAGAAUUUUGUCAAUUUUAUGCAAUGUAAAUUGCAGAACUUACUGGCAUCCAAUGACAACAAAAAUAUCACUGGAUUGCCUCCCUUGAGUGAAUCUGACAAUCCGGAUUUGCUGUCCAGGGACUUAAUUGGUGUUGUAAUGCAAUUGGAAGAGCUUCAGCAUAAUGCAUGUGAAAGGAUUCUCCAACUUGUAGAAGAGAAGAAAUGUCUAAUGCAUGAAAGAGAUGUUGCACAACUGUCCACUAUUGCAGCUGAAUCUGAGAUUACAAUGUUGAAGCAGAAGUUUGAACAUGAAAUAAUGAAGAUGGUGGAUAAAUUAGAUGUGUCGAAUGCGUUGCUGCAGAAGCUUCAAUUAUAUAUUGACACUUUUGCUAACAGACUUGAGGUUAGCUCCAAAAUUGAAGAAAGAUUCACAGAGCAGCACAAUGAGCUUUUCUCUGAUCUUGAUCGUCUAGAAGUUGGGCUAGAAGAACUUACUUCUAAGAAUAGGGACCUUGCUCAUGAAAUCUUAGUAUUAGAGACCGUGACGGCAACAGAACUCACCAAGGAAAACCAUGCUUUAACAGCAUCUUUGCAGGAUAAAAAUGAGGAAUGCAUCAAGCUUGCAUCAGAACUGAAGAUCUUGAAAGAAAGUUUGCAAUCUCUGUAUGAUGAAAAUCAGGCUUUGAUGGCAUCUUCAAGGGAUAAAACAGAGGAGUCUGUAUGGCUUGCAUCAGGGUUAAGCAAUAUAGGAAAUAACUUGCAAUCUCUAAUUGAUGAAAACCAAGCUUUGAGUAUAUCUUCACUUGAUAAAGCUGCAGAAGCUGCCAACCUUGAUGAAAAUCAGGCUUUGAUGAUGCCUUCACUGGAUAAAACUGAGGAAUCUGUCAAACUUGCAUUGGAGCUUGGCAGUUUGAAGCAAAGCUUGCAGUCUCUACAUAAUGAAAAGAAAACUUGGAUUGCGUCAAUGGAAGAAUCUGCCAGGCUUGCAACAGAACUAAACCAUUUGAAAGAAAGUUUGCAGUCUCUGCAUCAUGAAAAUCAAGCUUUGGUGGCAUCUUCACAGGAUAAAACUGAAGAAUCUGCCAAACUUGCAUUGGAGCUUAGCUGUUUAAAAGAAAGUUUGCGGUGUCUAAAUGACGAGAAACAAACUUUGAUUACAUCUUUACAAAAUAAAAUCGAGGAAUCUGCUAAUCUUGCAUUGGAGCUAAACCAUUUUAAAGAAGCUUUGAAAUCUCUGGAUGAUGAAAAACAAGCUCUGAUGGCUACUUUACAGGAUAAAACUGAGGAAACUUCCAAGCUUGCAUCAGAGCUUAACAGUUUGAAAGAGAGUUUGCAGACUCUGCAUGAUGAAAAUGAAGUUUUGGUGGCGUACUCACUGGGCAAAUCUGAGGAAUCAGCCAAGAUUGAAUCAGAGUUAAAUAGUUUGAAAGAAUGUCUUCAAUCUCUGCACAAUGAAAACCAAGCUUUGAUGCUGUCUUCACGGGAUAAAACUAAUGAGUGUGUUCAGCUUGCGUCAGAGCUGAACAGGCUGGGAGAGAGUUUGCAAUCUAUUCAUGAUCAAUUGGAAGAAGAGAGGAGCUUGAGAGAGAGUUUAGAGGGUAAAAUUACAGAUCAAACUUCCAAAUUAAAUGAGAAGGAAUUUCAGUUGCUCCAUCUCAAGAAAUUGGUGUCAGAUCUAGAAUUGGAUAAAUUGAGAGUUUGCAAUCUUUUGUCUCACUAUGAUGACAGCCUCAAAAGUACUCGUGAAGAAUGUUCUUCUCUUGCUGGUCUUGAAUCUGAGUUAAGUGAAAUGCAUGAACUGUUAAUAGCAGCAGAUGUCAAACUAAUUUUCACAAAAACUCAGUGUGAAUGGAGGGCUGGAGAGCUGGUUUUGCUGCUUUCCACCUCGGAUAGGCAUCUUGCUGAACUUCAGAAGAAGCAUAUUGAUGUAGAAACAACCCUAAAUCGAUGUCUUGCCAGUGAAGCCCAAUACAUUGAAGAGAAUGCAAAUCUGUUGACAAGUCUCAACUCCAUUAGAUCUGCGAUAGAGGCAUAUAUUAAUGAAAAUAGGUUACUUCUUGAGGCAAACAGAGUUACAGCAGCUGAGCUUGAGGAAUACAAGUAUCGGGAUCAAAAUGUUGGGCUUAGAGAUUUUGAGGAUAAAAGUCAGCAUUGCCUAGAGGUUGAAAGGCUGAAGCAUGCAUUGUUGAGUUCUGAAGAAGAGAUUGACAGUCUGAUGUUCUCCAAGGAAGAACUGGAAGUCAAAGUUCUUGUACUCAAAGCCAAAUUAGAUGAGCAGCAAGAUCAGAUAAUUUCAAUGGAAGGAUACAGUGAUGAACUUAUGAUGCUGAGGAAACAGUGUAAUGAACUCACCAGGAGGCUCACAGAACAGAUUUUGAAGACAGAAGAGUUUAGAAACUUGUCUGUUCAUUUGAAGGAGCUUAAAGACAAGGCUGAUGCUGAGUGUAUCCAGGCUCGUGCAAAAAGAGAACCUGAAGCUCUGCCAGUUGCUAUGCAAGAGUCCUUGAGGAUUGCAUUUAUCAAAGAGCAGUAUGAAACAAGGCUGCAAGAACUGAAGCAGCAGCUGUCCAUCUCCAGAAAGCAUAGUGAAGAAAUGUUGUGGAAAUUGCAAGAUGCCAUUGAUGAAAUUGAGAACAGGAAGAAAUCUGAAGCCUGCCAUCUUAAGAAAAAUGAAGAACUGGGAAUGAAGAUCUUGGAAUUGGAGGCUGAAUUACAAUCAUUGCUUUCUGACAAGCAUGAAAGAAUGAAUGCUUAUGACCUGAUGAAAGCUGAGAUGGAAUGUUCAUUAAUAAGCCUAGAGUGCUGCAAAGAAGAAAAGCAAAAACUUCAGGCAUGUUUGCAAGAAUGCAAUCAGGAAAAGUCUAAAAUUGCAGUUGAACUUGCUCAGAUGAAAGAAUUGAUGGAGAAUUCGAAAUUGGCCAUGAAUAUUCAGGAGGAAAGAAAUGAUGGAUUCUGCAAAGUGGAUUGCAUGUCUUCUGAUGAGUCAGUUUUCAGAAAUGUCUACCAUGAGAAUCCCAUUGCUGAUGCGUCAAUCUUUGGAAGAAGAAGUGUAGAUGCAGCUCCUACAUAUGGUCCAACUAGGGACGCAAGUCUCAAGUGCUUCAAACAGGAUAGUUCAAGGAAUUUUGAAGAAGCUGAAUGUUCAUCCCCAGCUUCCAUUAACACAGUUGACCAAGCAAACACACUCAUUAAUAUGCAACUGGACCAGGAUGUUCUUGUAUCUAGUGGUGUGAAUGGAAUUCAAAGUCCCAUAUUCCUAAAUCAAGACAAGUUGCUGCAUAGUGACAUGAAGCAUUUAGCUCUUAUCAAUGAACAUUUCAGAGCCAAAAGUUUAAAGUCUAGCAUGGACCACUUGAGUAAUGAGUUGGAGAGGAUGAAAAAUGAGAAUUCACUUCUGCAAGAUGAUCAUGAUUUUCACCAAAAAUUUCCUACUAUACGAAGAGAAUUUAUGCAGUUACAAAAGGCCAAUGAAGAACUAGGAAGCAUGUUCCCCUUGUUUAAUGAAUUUCCAGGGAGAGGCAAUGCAUUAGAAAGGGUUCUUGCUUUAGAAAUUGAGCUUGCAGAAGCUCUGCAGGGAAAGAAGAGAUCAAGCAUUCAUUUUCAGAGUUCUUUCUUGAAACAACACAGUGAUGAGGAAGCAGUAUUCAAAAGCUUUAGAGAUAUAAAUGAGCUGAUUAAAGACAUGCUGGAACUAAAGGGAAGGUAUACAGCUGUGGAAACAGAACUAAAAGAGAUGCAUGAUCGCUACUCUCAGCUAAGCCUUCAAUUUGCAGAGGUUGAAGGGGAGAGACAGAAACUCUUGAUGACACUUAAGAAUGUCCGUGCAUCCAAUAAGGCCGUACACUUAAAUCGGUCCUCAUCAGCCUCAAUUGGGGACCAUUCCUUGUAGCCAUUUAACAGGAGUUUGUUAGUGUCCUUUUUGCGAAGUCUCAAGAAUCCCCAUUUUACCCAUUUAGAAGUUAUCAUCUUGCUUUGCCACUGGAAUUAGUUAUGUAGACUGUCUGGCGGUUAUUCAAGGGGAACCUAGUUUUUCGAAAUGCUAUUUUCAGAUGUUUACAAGCCUGGUAAGGAUGUCACAAGAUUAGACGUGUAAAUAAAACUGUAUUUACUGGGUGUUAUCCCCCAGUUGUUACUAUCAUAAGGUAUAGAUACCUGUAACAUUAUGGCAUUUUGGUCCCAGUGUUGUAAUUAAUUAUACUGUACAGCAAAUUCAUUGAAAAAUCAAUUUGUUUAAUCACAGCAACAAGUGAGAAAAAAGCAUUUCCUUCA
Hevea brasiliensis (rubber tree) is the source of this 7463-nucleotide messenger RNA. RefSeq lists its product as uncharacterized. The transcript has 12 exons. The record is from RefSeq and is a predicted model, not a curated record. NCBI's taxonomy places the organism in Eukaryota, Viridiplantae, Streptophyta, Magnoliopsida, Malpighiales, Euphorbiaceae. Bases 478 to 7083 code for a protein of 2201 amino acids.